UCUGCAGGAAACUAUCAGUGGAACCUGGAUGCUGGUAACCAUCAACAUGGUUGGGACCCAUAUACAGGGCUUCCAUCCCACUGGAACCAUGAGGAUCGCAAUGAAAGAGAUCCCGAUUAUGAGCUUGAGGUGCUAUGCUUUCUGGCUUUCGAAACGGUCUUACUUAAUAAUCACCUCAGCACGGACCAGAUUCUAGUGAUAGCGACACUGUCAAGCAGAACACGUCAGGACCUCGGAAGCGAAGAAAGAUAA
This is a messenger RNA of Suillus subalutaceus, 252 nucleotides long. RefSeq lists its product as uncharacterized. Lineage: Eukaryota; Fungi; Basidiomycota; Agaricomycetes; Boletales; Suillaceae. The annotation marks the transcript as partial. The transcript has a single exon. The record is from RefSeq and is a predicted model, not a curated record.